AUGGCCGCGGGGGGCGCCGCGGCCGCCUCGGUGGCGCCGCCCGCGAUGGCGGCGCCUGGGCCUGCCGCUGGAGCAUGGGUCGCGCUGCGGCUGCUGAAGGGCCGCGGCGAGUCCUGCGACGUCGGCGUCGCCCGGAGGGCGCUCCAGGGGCCCACUAAGCUCCAGGGCUGCGGCCAGAACUGCGCGGAUUCCGUGGGCAAGCGCGUCGAUCACGACGCCACGAGGGACUGGCAGGUCGGCGAGAAGUCUGCGCAGCGGGGCACGCAGGCCAAUGAGGGCGAGGGCCUGUCCGGGUACGCGGACGGCACCAUGCAGAUGAACGGCAUUGGCGAUUUUGGCAUUCGUGGAGGCGUCGACGUUGUCGUCGAGGAGCCUUUCCACGUGGCCGAGGCCAUCACCCGGAAGGACACGCUGGACGUCGAGCCUCACGGCAAUGACGUGAGCUUCGACGGGGCACAGCGCGGACGGUGGGCGGACGGGAUAGACGAGGACAGCUUGACUAGCGGCACCAAGAACCAGGAAGUAGAGCACGACGGCCUGAUCCCGAUCGUGCUGCACAUCGUGAAGGAUCACCAAGCCGAGUACCAGAGCCAGGACGGCCAGGACGUACACGAGGAUGGCCUAAGGACGCGAGCGGCAUCGCGAAGCAGCGUGGACGGCGACCUGAUCUCGAUCGUGCAGCACGAGCAGGGGGACCAGCAGUACGGCCAGGACGCGGCCGGAGAAGGCCAGGCGCGCGAGCUCAAGCAGGGCACCGUGGACGCGGCCGCGGAGCUCAACGUCGUGCCCGUCGUGACGUCCGCGGAGUUCCAGGCCGAGACAGCGGGCGUGACUGACUCCGAAAGCACGCCGAAGGAACUGGAUGGCCAGAACGUGGACGGCGCCGUCGGCGCUGGCUUGGCGCCAGCAGGCCCCGAGCUGGGGCUGCUGCCCGAGGAUGCCCAACCUCCGCUCCCCGUGCAGGUGGAAGCUGUGCCGGGCGCUCCUGACGGGCGGCUCGCGCCGGAAUCGCCGCGGCACGAGGAAGGGUCGCUGCGCAGGCGCACCCGGCACAAGAGGAGGCUCGAGCUGGGACAAGUCGGGCUCACCGAGCUCUUCACUCCGAAGCGCGGCCUGGUAUCCUUCGAGGAGCAGGCGGGUGCGAAUCACACGAAAUCGGUGCGCAGCCGUUUCGCGGUCGGAGAGGGCGGCUCUUUCUCGGAACGGGGCGCCGACGCCAGGAAGCCGCUUAAGCUGGAGUUCGGCAACCUCACGGAGAAAAACGUCGGGCAAUUGAGGAAGCUGAACACGGCCACGUUCCCUGUCGUCUACAAGGACCAGUUCUACCAGGACUUAUUGCAGAAGCACCUGGCCUUCUCCCAGCUCGGGUACUUCGCCGAGGUGCUGGUGGCCUCUAUUUGCUGCAGGCUUGAGGACAGAAAAGACAAUGGUGGAAAGUCGCUGUACAUCAUGACGCUUUCCGUCCUGAAGCCGUACAGACACCGCGGGAUGGCCAGCCAGCUCAUGAAGUGGGCGAUAGACAAGGCGCAGGGCGACGAGGGAAAGGCCGCCGACGUGCGGGAAAUUUACCUGCACGUGCAGACCUCAAACUCCGGCGCGCUGUCCUUCUACAAGUCCUUCGCCUUCGAGGUCGUGGACGAGCUGAAGGCCUACUACAAGGACCUCGACCCGCCGGACUGCUACGUGCUGCGCAGGGCGGUCGCCGUUGGGGGCAGCGGCGACGCGCAGGAGGCGGCGGCUGAGCAGACGGUCGCCGAUGGCACCUGA
Molecule: messenger RNA, 1767 nt
Organism: Prorocentrum cordatum
Lineage: Eukaryota; Dinophyceae; Prorocentrales; Prorocentraceae
Source: the annotation of a GenBank genome assembly